Molecule: messenger RNA, 912 nt
Organism: Ilyonectria robusta
Lineage: Eukaryota; Fungi; Ascomycota; Sordariomycetes; Hypocreales; Nectriaceae
Exons: 3
Coding region: 1-912 (303 amino acids)
Source: RefSeq, a predicted model, not a curated record
AUGUCAGCAAUUUCACCCAUUUCAACCCAAAUCUCCCAGAAGAGCAGUGCUUCUAUCGCGACCCCCGCAGCUCUUAACAUCUGCUCUACUCGAUCGACGCAAUCAUCUCGGAAUAAUUAUGCACGAAAAUUAACUGGGCAUGGCAAACCCCAUCGUAUCUGCGCGCAGUCACGACAAGACUGUCGAAGCCAUCUCGCUCACAUGGUUCAAAGCAAAGAUCAGGGAAAUGCUACCAGCGCUACAUUUGAGGCCACAAAGCAGCCGUCAUUUCCUCCACCACAGUUCCACCACGAAAACAUCGAUUCUACUCGCGUGGCCUUAUGGCGGGUUGUCCAAGCUCUGGGAGCCACCUUGCUGUUAGCUGCCAUUCCACAGCAGUUCGCCGUUCCUCCUGGUCAACCAUGCUCGAAGUUUCCUAUAUGCGACCACCAAACACUACAGCCCCCGAUAUACUUGCCUCUCGCAUUCCACCGAUUCUAUACCUGCGAGACUCUGCUGCUUGUCUUUGCCCUGUCGACAUUUGUGCACUGGCUGUGUGUGUUUGACAUCUUCCAACAACCUCGGUGGAGCGAUCGGUAUCUCUGCGCGAUCGUGUACACGACAAUGGUGUGCUUGAUCCCAGCGGCCUUUUUGGUCGUCGACCCUGUCACCGUCGUCGCUCAGAUUAUGCCUGCCAUAACAGAUGGACACGGCCUCAAACCGAAAAACGACACGAGUCGAGAGGGUUGGCUCUCCGUGACUGGGUACCGUCGCACCUCUCCCUCAGCAAUACCUUCACGCGUGUGCCCACACUCGUCUAUCCGAGAUAUCGCCUCACGGCGAAUCGUCUGCCCAGGACAGCCUCUAUCUCGGCUACCCUUUACCAUCGGACACGGCGCAGGUCAGGCGAAGACGGCUACUGACACGAAAUGA